Molecule: messenger RNA, 1123 nt
Organism: Limulus polyphemus (Atlantic horseshoe crab)
Lineage: Eukaryota; Metazoa; Arthropoda; Merostomata; Xiphosura; Limulidae
Product: WAP, Kazal, immunoglobulin, Kunitz and NTR domain-containing protein 1-like
Exons: 5
Coding region: 25-678 (217 amino acids)
Molecular function (GO): serine-type endopeptidase inhibitor activity
Source: RefSeq, a predicted model, not a curated record
AUAUCUCUUAUAUCUUUUGAAGAUAUGCGUGUACCGGAAGAAGUUGGAGGGGAAGUAGUCCCAGUUGAGUUACUUCCUCGUGCUCCAGAAUGUAAACGAGCUGAUGAAUGUAAUGUUUCGUGUUCAUUGGAGCGUAUUAGGCAAGACUGUUUUAUUUGCAAGUGCCCCAGCACAGAUUCGAACCCAGGACAUAAAGAUGCACCAGAGACUGUCAUCUUGACGAACAAGCCUCAGGACAAGAUUCCUUAUGACCCAAUGUGUCAAGCUUCUCCUUACGAUUGUCCUCAUAAUUGUGCCGUGUACGAGUUUAAUGUUGGGUGUUUUAAGUGUGAUUGCAACGAAUCCAGCGCAUUUCAAGGAGUUAUGGCUGAGGGAGAUAUCUGUCAUCUUCCAAAAGUGGUAGGACCUUGUGGAGGAAGAGAGCCACGCUUCUUUUACAACACUGAAAGUAAGAAAUGCGAAUUAUUUUACUUCGGAGGUUGUAACGGUAACGGAAACAGAUUCCUUAUCUUGAAAGAGUGUGAAGACACGUGCUUCGCCAAAAGUAGAACACCACAGAAAUGUUCACCGGAUGAAGAAUGUGAUGGCCCAGGUGGCGCUACAGAAAACUUUAGUGAAAUUCGAGUCAUCCUUUCCUUGCUGUUAAUUGUUUUCGUUUUGGGUGAUCUUUUAAACUGAAUUACUUUUCCUGUUGCAUCAAUCCUGCUUCAAGAUUCAACCGAAGAUGGUACUUUACAGAUUUCAACAUCGCUGAAAAACUGAAUAUUACGUAUCUCUGAUCUGAGAUCAGUCUUACCAGAUUGCUGUCUGUUGACGUGAUUCGACGGCUAUUUCGGAGUACUCGAAAUAGCAAUAAAAAUUAACGUUUGUUUUAUUAGUAGUAGUAGUAUUUAUAUUGUAAUUAGUUCUCAUAGUGUGUAAUAAUCAAAUAAAAAAGGCUUAAUUCAUAUUCACAACAAUGUUUAAGUUUUAUGGAUUAUUGAACAUAUUUGGUAAACAUAACCAAAUAACAAGUACUGAGUUCACUUUGAGUUUGUUUUUCGUGUCUUUUGAAAUAUGUAUAUAUUUAUUGUGGUUUAAAAACUACUAUGUCAUAUAAAAAUAAAUGCAAAUGUUUAUGAUA